Molecule: messenger RNA, 1295 nt
Organism: Monosiga brevicollis MX1
Lineage: Eukaryota; Choanoflagellata; Craspedida; Salpingoecidae
Exons: 8
Coding region: 101-1192 (363 amino acids)
Biological process (GO): DNA-templated transcription
Cellular component (GO): RNA polymerase I complex; RNA polymerase III complex
Molecular function (GO): protein dimerization activity
Source: RefSeq, a predicted model, not a curated record
GCGUUUGGAAACGGCAGCCGGGCGGGGACCGCAAGGGUGACGGAAACCUGAGGCGUUUGUCCCUGGCACCACUCGUCGUACACACACAGAACCGACCGCCAUGGAUGAGAUUACCCGCAAAGUCCGCGAGCGCGUCUCGCUUACCAAAGACCGCGUCGAUUACACGGCCAGCACUGAUUUUCCUGGCAGCUACCCGGGCAUCGAUGACAGCUGGAACCUUGAGGCCAUUAAAAAGAAACUCAAGAUUGAUGUCACCCGCAUCGAGGACAGCGAGUAUGAGCUUGAAUUUGACAUCAUUGGUCUAGACGCUGCCAUCGUCAACACCAUCCGCCGCAUUCUUAUCGCUGACACGCCCACCAUGGCCAUUGAGUCUGUCUACAUCUUCAACAACACAUCCAUGCUGCCCGAUGAGCUCUUCGCACAUCGCCUGGGCUUGAUUCCCAUCAAGGCUGACCCGCGCCACUUCACGUACCGCGCCGAUGACGGCGGACAGCCAACCGAUGCAAACACCAUCGUCUUCAACCUCAAGCGUGUCUGCACCAAGAAACCAAAUGCUCCCGCCGAUGCCACCAACCCCGAAGACUUGUACGAGAAUGCCGUCAUCUACUCGCGAGACCUUGAAUGGGCACCACAGGGUCAACAGGAACAAGUGUUUGGCAAAAAUGGAUUCAGUGUCGUCUAUGAUGACAUUGUCAUUAUGAAAAUGCGCCCCGGGCAAGAAGUCAACAUGCAGCUCUUUUGUGAAAAGGGCGUUGGCAAGACCCAUGCCAAAUGGUCGCCCGUCGCAACCGCCUCGUACCGUCUCAUGCCCGAAAUCAUCCUCAAGGAGCCUAUUGUGGGCCCGUUGGCACACAAGCUGCAAAAGUGUUUUUCACCCGGUGUCUGUGACAUUGUGAAGAACAGCAAAGGUGAAGAUGAGGCAAAGAUCGUGAACCCCCGUGCCGAUACCGUUUCCCGCGAAGUGUUCCGCCACGAUGACCUGAGGGAUAAGGUCGAACUUAACCGCGUACGCGACCACUUCAUCUUCUCCGUCGAGUCAGUGGGCGCACUCGCUCCCGACGUGCUGGUACUCAUGGCUCUGCAAGAACUCAAGAGCAAAUGCCAGCGUGUCAUUGACUUUUUGGAUGAAUCAGCGCAAGUCGCUGCGGUCAAUGCCAACCUUCAGGAUGACAGUGCUGAUGCCGAGGCAUAGCUGUUCGUUUCAUCCCUUUGUCUGGGCCUUUCAUGGCCUCUUUGGUUCGCUGGCCCGAAUAAACGAUGUAUUCUCGCUUCAUAAUCGACUCAACCUAUUCAAA